CAAAAAGGACAUUCCUGCAGUCAAUUUCAUCAUCCAUGAAAUCCACUGCAGAAGAAACAUUGAAAUGUGCCCCUACUGCAGCGACUCCAUCCCAAAGUCUGAGAUGAAGAACCACAUUGAGUCUGAGCACGUGCAGGUCACCUGCAAGUGCAGGAUGAAGAUGGAGAGCAGCCUCCUGAAGGAUCAUGAGGCGUCCUCGUGCCCGCUGCGGCCCGUGCUGUGCCAGUUCUGUGACAUCCAGCUGGCCUUCAACAAGCUCCAGGAGCACGAGCUCUACUGCGGGGAGCAGCACAAAGAAAUCAAAAGUGAAACCCUGCUGUCCAGAGGGAGCUGCUGGUGCAGGUUUGCUGUUCUCCCCAAUUUACAGUGUUUCUCUUUUGAAGGGGAUGAGCUGGACAGACCUGAGCUCCUUCAUCCCCAGCUUGCUGAAGACUGGAAUGCUGAGCUGGACUAUGUGCUGGCUCUCAGCCUGCAGGGUGAGAAUAAUCCUCAGCAUAACACUGCAGCUGACAUUGCCAGGGAUUCCUGGGAAUGGGACUACACCAAAGAGCCUGGACAGUCUGCCCACCGUGGGGGAACAGAGCUGUCCAGCAUCUCCUGUGACUCUCCAGGCUCCUUUAGCACAUCAAACCACAGCAAAAUAGACAAGGACAUGACCAUGUUGCCCUGCGAGUUCUGUGAGGAGCUGUGUCCUGCUGGAGAUCUGAUCCUUCACCAGACAGGGUGUAACCCAGCAAGUGCCUUUGCCUCGUUCAGCAAGAGAAGUUCUUCUCCAAGUCCGUGGGAAUACAGUGGGGAGUCCAAGAGCCACAGGGCUGUCCCUCCAGCCCAGCCCCAGGCUGUGCAGGCAGAAGGAGACAUCAUGAUUCCAUGUGAAUUCUGUGGCAUCCAGCUGGAGGAGGAGAUUCUCUUCCAUCACCAGCACCACUGUGACCUGCGCCCUGCCAGCCCCACGGGUGGCACUGCAGCUGAGGAGGGGCCAGCCCAGCCCCAUGGGGACAGACGGGAAUCGCCAGAGCCCGCUCGGCGACGGAUCCGGCACCAAGGAGAUGUUUCCCCUUGGCACGCAGAGGGCUCUGGGCAGCGGGGGCUGUGCCCUACAAUAAAUACAUUUGGGAUUCCCAGGAGCCGUUCUGGAGCCAGGGGACACCGAGCUGGAGGUUCGGUCACCUCAGCCGGAGCCUCCCGGGCGGCACCGACGGAUCCCGGGAUGGUCUCCUCCUCAGAACUCAGGAUCCGAGGGAUCAGCAGAGCUGGAGUGUCCCAGAAAUCCUGCUGAGGGAUGAGACACCGGUGGAGGGGCUGCUCUGAACCAUCCAGAACAUUCCACAGAACAUGGUGGAGCUGUUCCUGCUCCGCAGCUGCCUCCCAGCUUUCCACACAGAACAGGAGCUUCGUCCUCCUGCCGGGUGUCAGAGGUUUUUAGGGUAAUUUGCUCUUGGAUCAAAGAUUUUUGAGUACAAAAAUGAGUUCCAGGUGUUUGAGCACCUCCUGGUUGUUCUAAGAGCUCGUUGGGAAAUGGGAUAAAGUCCCGGAUUUUUGGAUGGACUGUGGUAUCUUACACCCUUUGGAGAGAAGCUGUUUUGUUCUGCUCACGUUUUAAUUACAAUAAAUUAUUUCGUUGCUAAGCAAAGCAGACAUUCAAGAACAUCUAGGGCAGGAACCCAAAGGAAUCACAACCCUUUCACUGUUCUAUUAGAAAUUUUCCCAAAAGUGUUGAGCUGAAACCCCCAGUUCCCUGUGGCAGCCCCCAUGUGCUUGGUCAGAGUUUAGAAAAAUUUCAAGGAAAGUGGUGGAAAGGUGGAAAAGCAGUUUGGCAGCAAAGUUCUGCUUCGAACCUCAAGCAAGUGCCACAAAUCCUGCCCAUGCAGUGAUUCCCUCCCCACACCCAAACCUGACAUUUUUGUACUCAAAAACCUCUCAGGGAGAGCGAUCCAUGAGCCUCCCCCUCUGAGGGCCUCGGAAUGCCCUCCCUGCCAGUGGUGUUUGCACGGGGCAGACCAUUGUGGAUUACAAAAUUAGAAAUGUACAGGUGGAAAGGUUUUCCCCCCCCAAAUUAAAU
This is a messenger RNA of Zonotrichia albicollis (white-throated sparrow), 2062 nucleotides long. The record is from RefSeq and is a predicted model, not a curated record. Lineage: Eukaryota; Metazoa; Chordata; Aves; Passeriformes; Passerellidae.